Molecule: messenger RNA, 360 nt
Organism: Myzus persicae (green peach aphid)
Lineage: Eukaryota; Metazoa; Arthropoda; Insecta; Hemiptera; Aphididae
Exons: 1
Coding region: 1-360 (119 amino acids)
Biological process (GO): DNA integration
Molecular function (GO): nucleic acid binding
Source: RefSeq, a predicted model, not a curated record
AUGUGUAGUACAAUUUACUCCGACAACGGAACCAACUUUGUCGGAGCAAAUCGGCAGCUUCAAGAGCUUCGUGAUUUAUUUUUAUCAAAACAGCACAUGGAUCUUGUGCAAGAAACAGUUGCGGAAGUUGGAGUGAAAUGGCAGUUUAUUCCUCCUAGAGCUCCUCACUUCGGCGGGCUCUGGGAAGCUGCCGUAAAAUCGAUUAAAUUUCACUUAACGAGGCAUUUGGGAAAUGCUCAUUUAACUUAUGAAGAAAUGAACACCGUGUUAGUUCGCAUAGAAGCAUGUCUAAAUUCACGUCCCUUAACUCCCAUGUCCCCUGAUCCUACCAAAUUAAAUUCUGAACACAUAACAUUGUAA